GGUGACUGCCCGCCGGAAGUAGAGUGUAGACGUUUGCGAGGCCUUCACAGGCGUCAUGGCCUCGCACAUGGAGGAGCCUGUGACCUUUGAGGACAUCGCCAUCUAUCUGAGCCGCGCAGAGUGGGACAUGGUUGCAGAGGAGCAGAGGGAGCUGUACCGCAGCGUCAUGCUGGACAACUAUGAGCUCUUGGCAUCACUGGGAUACCCAGGCCCCAAACCUGACAUUCUGCAUCGGCUGGAGCGUGGGGAAGAGCCAUGGGUCAACACACCACAGAGCACAGUGAAGUGGGAUGGACCUGACAGACCUCUUGGACUCAAUGGGUACAAGAGAUGGCUGGCAGAGUCGUGCUCCAGCAGGUGGCUGGAUGCUGACAAGCACAAGGUGCUGGAGGAGACAAACCCCCCCAGCCAUGGAGAACGAUGUGAGCCGUGGCGGCUACGGUCCAGCAGACUGCUGAAGAAGUUUGGGUGCCUCGAGGGUAGGAGUGAGUUGCGAUCAGAGGCAGCCAGCAGCCAGCCAGCGCCAGAGGGAAGCCAAGAGAAGGCACGGAUGGGCUGUUUGACCAGGAAUUUAGAAACGGAAGGUAAACAAGGGAUCAAGACAGAAUUAGCACAAAGCAUGGGAAAUGUGGCUUCUUGCAAGCGUCUGCAUGAUAACUGCACAGACACCUUUCAAGGGACUGUAGAAAAACCACAUCAUGUUUUAGAGGAAGUAAGUGUUUUCCAGGCAAACAGGGAAUACAGGGAAUCUUCUACUGAGGAUGUGAUCAAAACUGUUCUGGAAGACCACUGUUACUGUGUGAGUAAUGCACUGCCCUGGACUGUAUUUUCACGUGCUCUGAGAGAACAUGACUACUGCAGUAACAAUAAUAGUGAUUCCUCAGUGCUCAGAGACCACGAAUACUGUCAGGUACAAAGGUUUCCUUAUCGGGACAGAAUCCGUAAAGUUGUUUGCCGUACUUGCAGGGCUCGUGCCAGAGCUUAUAGGCUAGCAAAGCGAAAAUCCUAUGUAGAGCGUAUCAUCUGGAAAGCUAAGCGAAGUGUGCGAUUUCUCAAGUCCACCUUCAAAAGCUUGUGGUUUCCUCGAGCUUUCUUCUGCACAAAAUCUCUUUCUGCAUCUCCUGUGUCGUCAUCUGUUCCUCUGGCUAGGGCAGAUAACUCCACGAAGGAAACUUGUGGGACGUUUUGUCCUCCUGCAGAGCAGGUGGUUGUGCCCCAACAGUCUCAGAAGAAAGAAGACUCCCAAGAGGUGGCUGUGCUCCCACAGCCUGAGAAGGAGCACUCUCAGGAGGAGACAUCAGAAGCACACAGUGCCCCUGCUGCACCUGUUGAAUCAGCAGCUGCACCCCCAGCCCCCAGGGAAGCUGCAGAGGUGCAGGGGGAAGCGGCACAACCUGAGGUGCUUGUGCACCAAGGGAUGCAGGAGGCAAAAUUGAUCCAUGAAGCUGACACUCAGCAAAACACAGAAAGAUACAAAAUCAUUAAUCCAAGUUGCGUAUUGCUGCACGAUGCUUAUGAAAUGGUCGUGUGGACUGUUGAUCACAUGCUGGAAUCUGUAUGCCAGGCAUUUGAGCUUGGUGGCUAUACUCUGUGUAAGGAGAUGAGGCCUGUGAUUACCCAGUCUGACAGCUGACCACCAGAACAUGAGCAGCUGUGCCUGCUCUGUCAUGGUGAACAGACAGAACCCUGCAGCAAGACCCACUAAUGUGGCUUCGCAAUAGAAACUGAAAGGUGUACUAAAGGAUCAGUGCGUAAAUGGAUACUACCACGUAAAUGGAUGCAAAACGUGGCUUGUAGCACCUGCUGGGAAAAGUGUUAUCACUUGGGAGGCUUCAGGGAAAAGCCAGAGGAAGAGAACAAGCAGGACUGGUGCAAGUAAAAGAGGAAGAAGCCUGGGAAAACUUAUAAGAGAUGGGAGAAUAAGGGCAGCUGUGUGUUAGCAGGCUGCUGUCUGGUGUACUUUCUGGCUCAGCUGUGUGUGAUCACUGUGUAGUUUCUCCUUGUUAAACCAUUGCCACCUGUUUGUGUGAGCACAUGCUCACGUGUGUCAGCAUGCGAGCUGUGCUUGCUUGCCAGGGCUGGACCUGGCAGAAAGGGAUCUGAGGCUGCUGUACUCAACUCUGCCUCAGUACAGGCACUGUGUGUGAUGUCCUGGGCUCUCCCUCUCAUACUUUAAGCCUUUUGAACACGGGAAUUCUUAAGAUGGAACGAUAAUUUUUUUUUUUUUUUAAGAGACUGCACAUCCGCCUGUUUUGAAAGCAGGUGGGGAUGUAUCAUGCAAAGCCUUGCUGCAUUCUAAUGUGAAAACUAUUGGAAAAAAAAUCAUUGCAGUGGGAGGUGAGGUUCUGAUAGUGGGAAGGCUGCGAAGAGAUGCUGGGGCUGCCCUGUACCAGUGCAGCCACAUCCAGCAGCCCUGCCACACAGAGUGGUAGAGCCCAGCAACUGAGAUGGCGGUGCCUUUUAGUUGGUCUUUGUUUCUCACUACCCAACUGUAUUUUCAUUGUCAAUAAAUGAACUUUCCCCAGGUUGA
Molecule: messenger RNA, 2530 nt
Organism: Gallus gallus (chicken)
Lineage: Eukaryota; Metazoa; Chordata; Aves; Galliformes; Phasianidae
Gene: CTC-575C13.4
Exons: 5
Coding region: 56-1633 (525 amino acids)
Biological process (GO): regulation of DNA-templated transcription
Source: RefSeq, marked predicted